CAGUUCCUUCUUUCUUUCUCUUCUCCCAUGUUGCUGCAUGUAUUAGGAGGGGUACUUGCUAUUGUCACUGUGGCUAUAGCGCAGCAGGUUUGCAAUGGCGAUGCUUCAUUGUGUAGCAAGCCAUACAACCAAGUGUCGUAUUUGACCACCCACAACUCUUAUGCAUCCAUGCCUAACGUUGCGCAAAAUCAGCAUUACGACGUAAACACGCAAUUGAAGGAUGGUAUUCGUGGUCUAAAGCUCUCAGCCUUGAAAUUUCAAAAUUACACUGGUGUCGAGCUUUGUCACAGUGCCUGCGCCAUACUGGAUGCCGGGCCUGCUCAUAAUACAUUGAACACCAUUGCCUCAUGGCUCAAAGACAAUCCUAAUGAAGUUGUCAGCAUCAUGUGGAACAAUCUUGGCAACUUUAAAGCGACUGAUCUGCAGGCCGAGUAUCAACAAGUCUCAGGAAUCAUGGAUCUCCUUUAUGUCCAGCCCGCCAAUAAUCUGACCUGGCCGACCUUAUCGGACAUGAUUAGUUCUGGUAAACGACUUGUUAAUUAUAUGGACGUUGGAGCCGACCAGACUCAAGUACCAUGGCUACAUGAUCAAUUCAGUUACAUCUUUGAAACGCCUUACGAAAAUCACAAUGACAAUCAAUUCAACUGUCAAAUCGAUCGUCCGCAGGAUCCCUCUAAUGCAGACGAGAUGAUGUACGUCAUGAACCACUUCUUGUAUGGUUCCUUGAAAAUUGGGUCCUUGCCCGUUGACCUUCCACAGCCUUCUCUUGCCAAUAACACCAACGGCCAAACGCUCCAAAACCACGCAGAUAACUGCACAAAUAUCUUCCAUCGUCCACCGAACUUUAUUGAAAUCGAUUUUUACGAGUCGGGUACAACUUUUCAGGUGAUAGACAAGCUGAAUAAUAUCAAUUACACGCCAAAGACGUUGGGAGAUGGAAGCAACAAUCAGAAGAGCGUUAACGGAACCACCAGCAGCAGCGGUACUGACUCUUUUGAUGAAGUGGCACUUAAUACGGCUGCUGCACUUGCAUUUGUAGCCAUUGCCAUUACCAUUUUGUGUUAACACAGACACAAGCAAACAUUUUGAUUUUAUAUCAUUUUAUACACCUCUCACAUAUAACAAUUUUUUUCUCAUUCCCUGUCCACCAUCUUUUGGAACAAACUGUAUAUCCUUUUCUUUGGUCAUUUUUCUUCUCUGGAAAUACACCACUGUAUAAUAAACUCAAAAGAACAAUGAUAAAUACUA
Molecule: messenger RNA, 1248 nt
Organism: Umbelopsis ramanniana AG
Lineage: Eukaryota; Fungi; Mucoromycota; Umbelopsidomycetes; Umbelopsidales; Umbelopsidaceae
Exons: 3
Coding region: 28-1065 (345 amino acids)
Biological process (GO): lipid metabolic process
Molecular function (GO): phosphoric diester hydrolase activity
Source: RefSeq, a predicted model, not a curated record